Molecule: messenger RNA, 294 nt
Organism: Ostertagia ostertagi
Lineage: Eukaryota; Metazoa; Nematoda; Chromadorea; Rhabditida; Trichostrongylidae
Source: the annotation of a GenBank genome assembly
AUGAUCCGAAAUUUGAUGCACCGCCUACGUAUGAAGAAGCCGUACGGUCAGCACCGAGCAGUCCUGUAUCGCCUACGGACACCACAACAUUUCCAAUGCAAGAACGGCCACCGCCACCCAAUAAUUCGCCAGCAAGCAUCGACGUUCGCCUUGAAAUGGCGGAAAUACCAACGUCAUCGGCUCGCUAAUUUCACCAAAAUCUCCAUAUUGAUAUUACCUCUACUUUCUCACAAUUCCCGGUUAUAUAUGUGUCUAAAGUUUAUGCUUAAUUGUAUCAACUGUUGUUUAAUUUGA